Messenger RNA from Chaetomium fimeti, 688 nucleotides. RefSeq lists its product as uncharacterized. NCBI's taxonomy places the organism in Eukaryota, Fungi, Ascomycota, Sordariomycetes, Sordariales, Chaetomiaceae. The record is from RefSeq and is a predicted model, not a curated record. The transcript is spliced from 2 exons. Bases 194 to 391 code for a protein of 65 amino acids.
GCUCGAACGGCAUCAACAGGACACCGGUAGUUAUGUAAAUCUAGGCCUACCAUCCAGUCCUUCGAAGUCCCCUCCAGGUAUAAGUACCUGGAUCUCCCUCGCUUGAAUUUGGAGAGAUAUCACAACAUAUUCAGCCGAGAUCACAACAUCCUUCUAGCGAUAUAUACCGGUAGCCUUUCUCCAAGCCAACAUCAUGCAGUUCUCAGCGGCCGUUCUCUUGCUUCUCGGCAAUGCCGCCCUCGGCCUCGCCAUGCCCGCUCCGGCUAGCAAUGCUGCUGAGGCCUUGGAAAAGCGCUGCAUCGCCACCGGCGACGACUGCACCGAGCGCUACACCGAAUGCUGCUCUAGCAUGUGCUCAAUCUCCCAUGAUGGAACCGGUGUCUGCUUCUAAGCGAUGAGUCUAAGCCCUGACCGUCGAUUUGCGAACCUGACGAGAGGAGGAAUUCAAGGGUCUCGAAGGAGGCACUUGUAUAUUCGCCGCAACGAACCAAAACUUUGACCAUAUGGCUGCCCGGAGAAGCAGGGUAUUCUGUAACUAGUUAUCUGCCUUAAAAUGGAAGUUAUUGUUGGAAACUCCCUAUACUUGACAGGGAUGAUAUUUCAUAUUCUCAACUCUUGAUUUGUGCUACGCGUGCUCCCUGUGUCUAUACAUUAUGUGUAAAGUUCAAGUGCUCCGUUGAGCUCUUAA